GACAAGCGCGCUAUAUACUGUAGACGUUACUAAAAUAGUUUUGGUUUGAUGAACAAUUUCGUUAGUCUGGUGAUUGCUCAUCAUUUGAUGGUCAUAUUCAUCUUCACCCAAUAAAGCUUCGGAUAACGUCUUCCAUCUUAUGAAGAUUUGUUUAUGACAAUGUUAACGGUCCUACAAAAGUCUAUAAACCCAGUCAAACAGGAAUGCUAAAAUAAUGCAUGCGAAUGCGGAAAUAAUGCAGAUACCAAGUGGAACAUAUAAAUGCCAAAUACAGCAAAUACAGAGAAUGUACUACGUAUACUUGUAUCCACUGAUAAUCAUGUGGGAUAUGCGGAAAAAGACGGUUUAAGAGGUCAAGACUCUUUCCGAACUUUUGAAGAGAUACUCAGCCUUGCUGUCUUGCACAAUGUAGACUUGAUCUUAUUUGGUGGAGAUAUAUUUCAUGAAAGUCGACCUUCUAUGCGAUCUUUGCAUGAAGUUAUGCGUCUUCUUCGCCUUUAUUGUUUGGGUGACAAACCCGUUGAGUUUGAAUUACUUAGUGAAGGCAAAACAGUAUUCGCUAAUACAGCAUUCCAAAAUGCAAACUAUUUAGAUAGUAAUUUCAAUGUUGGAAUUCCUGUGUUCACCAUCCAUGGAAACCAUGAUGAUCCUUCAGGUCCUGGUGGUUUAUGUGCUGCUGACUUACUACAUACUGCUGGUUUAAUAAAUCUUUUCGGAAAGUUUGCAUCUGUGGAAAGAAUUGAUUUGACUCCUAUUUUAUUGCGUAAGGGUAAAACACGUGUAGCUUUAUAUGGUCUUGGCUCUGUUCGAGAAGAGAGACUUCAUCGAUUGUUUCUAAAUAAUGGUGUAACUUUCUAUCGUCCUACUGAAUCUGUAGAUGACUGGUUCUCAGUCUGUACUGUUCAUCAAAAUCGUGUUCAACAUGGGCCUACAAAUUAUUUACCUGAACAUUUCCUACCGGAUUUUUUAGACCUUGUUAUUUGGGGACAUGAACAUGAAUGCCGUGUUGAACCUGAAUGGAACUCCUCAAAAAACUUUUAUGUUGUUCAACCUGGUAGUUCUGUAGCCACCGCUCUCUCUGACGGUGAAGCUCAAGAUAAAGCCGUUGCACUACUGGAAGUGAGAGAAAAAGAGUUUAAGAUCACACGUUUACCUUUGCUCACUGUCAGACCAUUUCUAUUCCAAGAUCUAGUGUUGCAAGAUCAUGUACCGAAAUUGGAUCCUAAUGCAUUUGAUAUAAUGAAACAGGUCGAAAGUGUGUGUGAUAAACUUAUUGAAUCAGAGAUAAGUAAGGCUGUAGCUUUUUCAGCUAAAGCUUUGGCAAGCGAAUUGAAAUCGAACUCUGAUAAUUCAGUUGAUACUAAUGAGUGCGAAUCGAAUGAAAAGGUCAAAAUAUUAUCAACUCAGAGAUUACUUCCUCCAGCGGAGCCUCUUAUACGACUUCGUGUCGACUUGAGUGGUGGAUUUGAAUCGUUUAGCACAUUAAGAUUUGGUCAGAAGUUUGUUGGUCGUGUUGCUAACCCUAAAGAUUUAAUCGUUUUUAAUCGUAAUCGUGAAAAAUUGGCUGCUGCACAAGCGAAUCGCGCUUUAAAAUCUGGUUUACAUAAUAGUACUGUCUGUGAUGAUACAAAUGAAAUGGAAAUUGACAAUAAAAAAGUUGGAUUAGACUCUGCUGAAGUUGAAGAGCUUGUACGUCAUUACUUGAUACAAAUGGUUCAGUCUAAAGGACAAGCAUUAUCAGAAGAAUUAACUUGUGGACUAAGCUUAUUUACUACACAUGAACUUGAACGUGGACUCCGACAAUAUGUAGACCAUGGUAUUUCUGAUGCUAUCAAUCAUACUUCUUUGUCUAUCCUUAACAAAACACUUCGUCAUCUCAGAAUGCGUAAAGCUCCAGAAGAACGUAUUAUCGCCGACAUUGUAUCUUUUUGUUGUGCUAGAAGUGCUAAAUUAGCAAAGAAUCAAGACAGUGACAAUGAAGAAAAUGAAGAUAGUCCCACUAAACAAUCUACUAAUCCAAAGAGUCAACCCAAAACAAACCCUAAGUCAGUUGAGCGUCAGGCAUUGGAAUGGAGUCUUGAGGAGGAUGAAGAUGAACAACAACAUAUACAAGAUAAUUUGACAGCAGAAGUAGUUCAAGUGAACAAAACCCGUGGUAAAGUCACUUCACAGAAAAGACAACCAACUAAUACUAAGAAGCCUGUACACAAAAGUCAAGUUCUACUUGAUUCAGAAAAUGAUUUCAGCGUAGAUUCAGACAAUGAUGAAGCUACAACACUAGCAGAUAUGGUGGAAGAUGUAUCAUCAGAUGUUGAAAUAAAUUCUUCUCCAGUCAAUCCCCCAAAAAUUGAUAUCAUACAGAAAACAACUAGUCGACGCGGACGUGGGCAAGGUGAAAGUGGUGGUAUUAAUCGUGCUUCAACUGUUGGCGGUUCAACUAGAGGCAGAGGAAAUAAUCGCAAAGUUGGUACAAAGUCAGCAGGAUCAGCUGACGGUGACAAAAAUGAUCAUCUUGAUUUUGAUUUUCGUCGAAAACGUAAGAAAGUUGAGUGAAACUUUGUCUUUUUCUACUUACUUUAGAGUUUAUUAAUAGUCAUUUUGUCUGAUUUCUUUCUAUCUAAUGAGAUUUAUGUACUUUUUUCGCUGUAAAGAUUAUAUGUACAGACCAUGUGUAGAUAAAGCAAAGAGAUUUUCUAUCGA
Messenger RNA from Heterobilharzia americana, 2700 nucleotides. The record is from the annotation of a GenBank genome assembly. NCBI's taxonomy places the organism in Eukaryota, Metazoa, Platyhelminthes, Trematoda, Strigeidida, Schistosomatidae.